Molecule: messenger RNA, 4688 nt
Organism: Callorhinchus milii (elephant shark)
Lineage: Eukaryota; Metazoa; Chordata; Chondrichthyes; Chimaeriformes; Callorhinchidae
Gene: myo1d
Product: myosin 1D
Exons: 22
Coding region: 76-3099 (1007 amino acids)
Biological process (GO): vesicle transport along actin filament; actin filament organization
Cellular component (GO): vesicle; actin cytoskeleton; plasma membrane
Molecular function (GO): ATP binding; microfilament motor activity; actin filament binding
Source: RefSeq, a predicted model, not a curated record
CUCCCGAUCCAGGACUGGGAGCCGAGGGAGAGGGGGAAGGAGAGAGAGAGGAGAGGACAGAGAGGAGGAGGAGAGAUGGCGGAACAGGAGAGUCUGGAGUUCGGGAAGGCAGACCUGGUGCUGCUGGACUCGGUCAGCAUGGCCGAGCUGAUGGGCAACCUCCGGCUGAGGUUUGAGAAGGGGCGGAUCUACACCUACAUCGGGGAAGUGGUGGUGUCUCUGAACCCGUAUCGCGCCCUCAACAUCUACGGCAAGGAGGUGAUCGAGCAGUACAAGGGCCGCGAGCUGUACGAGAGACCACCUCACCUGUUCGCCAUCGCGGACGCUGCUUACAAAGCUAUGAAGAGGAGGUCAAAGGACACGUGUAUCGUCAUCUCAGGUGAGAGCGGGGCGGGGAAGACGGAGGCCAGUAAAUAUAUCAUGCAGUACAUCGCAGCCAUCACCAACCCCAGCCAACGGCAGGAAGUGGAGAGGGUGAAGAACAUGCUGCUGAAGUCGAACUGUGUGCUCGAGACGUUCGGCAACGCCAAGACCAACCGUAACGAUAACUCCAGCCGUUUCGGCAAGUACAUGGACAUCAACUUCGACUUCAAGGGGGACCCGAUCGGCGGCCACAUCAACAACUACUUACUGGAGAAGUCCAGGGUGAUCGUACAGCAAAGAGGAGAGAGGAGCUUCCACUCCUUCUAUCAGCUCCUACUGGGAGCCCCCGAACAGCUGCUCCGCUCCAUGCACCUGCAGAGGGACCCCUCGGUGUACACCUUCAUCAAGGGCGGGGGAGUGGUCAAGUCCAACAUCAACGACGCCGCCAACUUUAAGGUGGUGGCCGACGCCAUGAGAGUGAUUGGCUUCACCGCGGAGGAGAUCCAGACGGUGUACAAGAUCCUGGCCACCAUCCUGCACCUGGGCAAUGUGAAGUUUGUGGUGGACGGUGACACGACCUUCAUUGAGAACAGUAAGUUGGUGUCGGUGAUCGCUGAGCUGCUGUCCACACGCAGCGAGGCCGUGGAGAAAGCCCUGCUGUACCGCACUGUCGCCACAGGCCGAGACGUCAUCGAGAAGGAGCACACGGACAGGGAGGCCAGCUACGGGAGGGACGCCUUCGCCAAGGCCAUCUACGAUCGUCUGUUCUGUUGGAUCGUGAGCAGAAUCAACGAUAUCAUCGAGGUGAAGGAUUACAACGCCGCAGUGCACGGCAAGAAUACCGUCAUCGCCGUCCUGGACAUCUACGGCUUCGAGAUCUUCGACAACAACAGCCUGGAGCAGUUCUGCAUCAAUUACUGCAAUGAGAAACUGCAGCAACUCUUCAUCCAACUGGUGUUAAAGCAGGAACAGGAGGAGUAUCAGCGUGAGGGUAUCCCCUGGAGACAUAUCGACUACUUUAAUAAUCAGAUCAUUGUGGAUCUGGUGGAACAGCAGCACAAGGGCAUCAUCUCCAUCCUGGACGACGCCUCAGUCAACGUGGGCAAGGUCACCGAUGGGAUGUUUCUGGAAGCUUUGAACAACAAGCUGUGCAAACACGCCCAUUACUCCAGUCGCAAGCUUUGUGCCACCGACAAGCAACUGGAGUUUGACCGAGAUUUCCGCAUCAAACACUAUGCUGGCAAUGUUGUGUAUUCCGUUGUGGGGUUUAUUGACAAGAACAAAGACACAUUGUUCCAGGACUUCAAACGGCUCCUGUAUAACAGCUCUAACCCGGUGCUGAGGAAGAUGUGGCCGGAGGGGAAGCUGAGCAUCACCGAGGUCACCAAGCGACCUCUCACAGCGGCCACACUGUUCAAAGGCUCCAUGAUCGCCCUGGUGGAGAACUUGGCCUGCAAGGAGCCCUAUUACGUGCGCUGCAUCAAGCCUAAUGACCAGAAGUCUCCACUGCUGUUUGAGGAGCAGCGCUGCCAGCACCAGGUGGAGUACCUGGGCUUGAUGGAGAACGUGCGGGUACGGAGGGCAGGCUUUGCUUACCGACAAGUCUACGAGAGGUUCCUACAGAGGUACAAGAUGAUCUCGGAGUUCACGUGGCCAAACCACGACAUGCGGUGUGACCGGGAGGCGGUGAAGAAGCUGGUGGAGUGCUGCGGCUUCCAGCACGACGUGGCGUACGGCAAAACCAAGCUGUUUGUCCGCACGCCCAGGACCCUCUUCACGCUGGAGGCCAAGCGCACGCAGAUGAUCGAGCGCAUCAUCCUCUUCCUCCAGAAGGUAUGGAGAGGAACCGUGGCUCGGCUCAGAUACAAGCGGACGAGAGCGGUGACCACCAUUGCCCGGUGUUACCGCAGGUACAAGGUCAAGUCCUACAUCCGCGAGGUGACCCGGCGCUUGCAGCACGUCCGGACCAUGAAGGACUUUGGGAAACACGUGAAGUGGCCGACUCCCCCCAGAGUCCUACAGCGCUUCCAGGACAUGUUACAGUCUGUGUUCCUCAGGUGGCGAGCGUAUCAGAUGAUUAAGGGCAUCGCUCCUGCUGACCUGCCCCAGGUCAGGGCGAAGGUCUCGGCGUUUGAGAACCUGCAGGGGCAGCGAGGGGAACUUGGCCUCCGCAGGGGCUGGAGGGGCAACUACCUGGCCACGACCCGGGAUAACCCCACUUCUACGUCAGCCUUUGCCACCAUCGCCCGGGAGCUCCAGCGCAAAGACAAGUACAUGGCCACCCUCUUCUCCAGCCACGUGCGUAAGAUCAACCGCUUCAACAAACCAGAGGACCGUGCCAUCCUGAUCACCGACCGGCACCUGUAUAAGAUGGACCCACUGAAGCGAUAUCGGGUCAUGAGGACCAUCGCCUUGUACAACGUCACUGGGGUCAGUGUGUCGCCCGGCAGUGACCAGCUGGUGGUGUUUCACACCAAUGACAACAAGGACCUGGUGGUUUGUCUCCACAAGAUGCAGCCGGUUAACGAGAACCGCAUCGGGGAGUUGGUGGGUGUCGUGGCCAAUCACUUCCGCAGUGAGAAUCGUCAGCUUCACGUCAAAGCAUCAAAUCCCAUCCACUGCACCAUGAACGGGAAGGCCUGCUCUAUCACCGUGGAGACCAAGAUCAACCAACAACACCCCGACUUCACCAAAACCCGCUCAGGGUACAUCCUGUGUUGGCCUGGGGCUCAGUGAGCUUGGCUCAGGCCUCCCCUCCUCUCCUCCCAUCUGCUGCCAAGCCAAACCAAGCCCACCCCAUGGACUUCAUCCCUGCCCUGCCCCCCAACCCGGCCCCCAGCCCUGCCCAUCCACCCUCACCUCCCAUCUUCACUGUCUGUCGUUCAGAGACACUCAUUAAGGUCUAUUUUUCCGGCAGUGAGGUUGGGAUUAGCCAAUUAAACAGCGUGUGAGAAAGUGGCCUGAAAAUUGAGAGGUUAAUCCUUCAUUUUUAUCUUUUAAAUCAUUUUUCAGAUCAGAUCCCAGCGCAGUCGAAUGUAAAGCAUUCCCUACUCCCCCCCACCCCCUUUUCCCAUCCCCACCCCCAUCCAUCCUCGCCUCUGGAAGGAACAUAUUUAUUGACCUCAGAAGGGUAAAGGGCUGAGUAGAUCCAACCCACACACUGCUCCCGAGUCCAGUGCUUAGACAUGUCUCAGAAUUCUGUUGUUGGAGGUGCACGACUCUCAACACUUCAUUAGCAAUAACACUCCCCCCAUGGCCCUCACCGCCAGUUACAUCCUGCUCAUGGUUUGGAGCUCUCUGGUUUGCUGGCGAGGGCAGGAUGUCCCAGCGCUGCUGGUCUGCGCUGACGAUGUCCUCCAAGACUGGCCCGGAGAGUUCCCGAGCUCCAGGAGUUAGUGGGAGCAGGGCAGCCGGGCCAGAGGGAUGCCUGGCUCUGGGUUACUCCUCUCGGUGUCAGGGUCGUGUAUCCAAGCUUCCCAGAACUCAGCCAAUUGUUGAAUAUUAGUCGUGACUUCUUAACAGAAACUCAUGAUAAGAAAAACAGCUUCAAGAUUAAUUUCGGAGACUCGGAAAGGCAACACAGACUGAGUCAACACAGCCCCCGGGCAGUAUGCCAGCUCCCCCUCCCUCCCCCUCUGAAGGGGCAGCAAGCGAUUCCAACCAUCUGCAAUGAGGAAGGAUGUCCAGUGAUGGCAUUGGAAUAAUCGCUGCAAACAUGCCUCUUUUUCACCCCUCCCCAAACAAAACUGAUCGCCAUCCAGCAGCUUUUUUAAUGAUGCACCCCUGAUGUUUGUGGGACGCCAGCAUUAGAUUUCCCCCCAAACACAGAAGUGGACUCAAGUGCCUUCAACACUGCACUACCUGUCAGGACUCUUUAUAGCCUAGUAUCGAGGUCGCUAAGCGAUUGUUUUGCCGCUCAGUGGAAUAUAGUGCUUGUUUUCGGCAAUGCCAAUGUGUAAUGAAACGAUUUAUUUAAUCUCUAAUUUAUCAUGUAUAAAUCAGCUUUAUAUUUAGAAUUGACUUUAUACCAUUGGGUUAACCAGGAAAGUGAUUCUUGUUACUAAACAGUGUCGGGACCGCUGUUUUUUUUACACAAAAUUAAACUUUUUGUUGUUUUGUUUUUGAUUAAAACCAAAGUUUAUGGUGGGAGCUUUGUUUGAUAUGCAUUUUUUUUAAAAACAUUUGUAAUUUAAUUGUAUUUCUGAUGUGUUUUAUUCAUGUUAUCUCCUUGGUAUAGGAUAUACAGUAAAAUCACUUUAUUUUCAUAAACGCUUUGUUCCAAACUGAAAAAAUAUUAGUGCUCUUCAUGAAUUAAAAAAAAUUCC